This is a messenger RNA of Conger conger (European conger), 4144 nucleotides long. RefSeq names its product protein SNORC-like. The record is from RefSeq and is a predicted model, not a curated record. Gene Ontology annotation, biological process: cartilage development. Bases 1680 to 1997 code for a protein of 105 amino acids. The transcript is spliced from 3 exons. Lineage: Eukaryota; Metazoa; Chordata; Actinopteri; Anguilliformes; Congridae.
GGAUUUUGCCAGUGACAUAGUAGUGACAACAGGCCUGCCCCCCCCCGGGCCUGGUCCCCCCACCACCCCUGGAAUGGUGUAUCCUGCACAGCCUGUAGGGUGAGCUGAGGACAUAGGACACCUCUUUGGUUGGUGUCACUCUGGUGAUGGAGUGGCUUUUGACAUUUUGGGUCUUGCCCACUUGAGUUCUGAGUCAUCCCCCAGGAGUUUGUGAAAUCCUAGCCAAUGAGACACUAACAACGUCAUUUGUCCAUUCAUCCAUCCAUCUAUCCAAAUAGGGCCUUUCUAGGGCCCUCGUCGUUAUGAGGAAAAGCAGAUUAGUGUUCUGGGUCAUUGUACCAAUUUUAAAGCAAUGUAAUACUGCAGUAGUUAUUACUGUGCCUCUCUGUUCUUGUAUUUUGGUUCCCAGUUCUGUUCUUAGGGCUUCUCUAUACAUGGUCAGAUCUUUGGUGUUCAGACACUGCAUAGGUUUAGGGUAUUUUUCUUUUUUUUUUCUUUUUUUCCAAUAUUUGUUUAGUUACUCAUUUCACAUUUUUUCUUUCAUCUUAUGAAUCAACAUAAGCAAUUCUAUAUCUCUGGUAUAUGGUGGAAUAAUUGUAAGUAUGAUUACCACCUGCAGAAGAUGAUACAGGUUAAUGCAACACCGGUGUACCAUCACAGGAAUAUUUGGUAUUGGCUCAUUUUCAAUACCCAAUAUCUUUUCUCCAUUACCCAUACAGCCUUUGAGGCCAUUUUACUGUAUGGGUGGCAGAAAAGUACAGAAAUUGUGUUGGAAUUAAAGAAGAAAGUGAAUACAAAUAUGUAUGACCAUGCUUGGAUGCAAGCAAGAAGAUCGCAGUUGGGAGGGGAACAAAAUGAGCCGUUACUCGGAAAUAGACCGCAAAAAACAGAAAACGUUGGUAGCUACACAAACAAGAACACUUUUUCGAGCGAGCCUGCCGCAGGAACACUCUCUCCACAGAUUCUCAUCCUUUCAUAAGCCAGCGCGACGGAGCACGCCGCCCCCUCUGGCACAAGUGCCCUUUUGUGCCCCUCCUGUGAAGGCCGCAUUGAUGGGGUGGCUGGCCAGGGCUGGGGGGGGAGGCCUCGGGCAACAUACCUGCAGCCUCUUCCAACACAGGAAGCCUGCAGAGCAGAGAGUAAACAUGUUAUUAAUAAAAAUACUCCACUGGUCCGUGAGUCAGACCGGCUGCAAACAUUGGGCCAGGCUCGGUUUUAAGCAGGCUUCGGCGGGAUGCGACGAACGGUAAACUGCUCUCGUCGCCUGGUGUCGGAGGCUGUCCUCGGGUAGCUUCCCACAGGUGGCCUAAUAUUUAUCAAACGCAAUAAGUUAUUAACUUUCCUUCCUUGCCUCUUUUUCCAGAUGACUAAAUGUGUGGUCCUCUACAAACAUAACAAAUAAAACCGUAUCAAUAUUUUGUAUAAUGUAGUAUAUAGAGUAGAAUAUAUCAAUAUAGCUGAUUGUGUAUGGGUAUAUGAUUUGUGCAUAUUUGUGAAACUAUGACCGUAGUAAUGGUGAUGGGAUUUGGGUAGAGGAGAUUCAUUGGUCGUCUGUUGUCGGUGUGAGGAAUCUUGUGGCCCCUCUGCUCCAGGAGAGGGCUGUGAAGGUUACCGGUGGUCUGCCCGGAACGGUUCUCUACAAAGGCAUCUUUCACCAACCGCCCCUGCGCUGCUGCGGGAUGGGAAGUUUGAGAGGCUUUGCGCUGCAUCAUCAAAAAACCGUGGCAGAUCCAGUACCCACUCCACACAGGGACAGCCAGGACACGUCAUCGGGGGGAGGAGCAUAUGAUAUCACCACCAAGGACCCCUUCCAUGACCUCACAGACAACGCCUUCACCGUAGAGUACGAGGACAUUACCCGUUUCCAGCCUUUGGAUGAGGACAACGAAGUGCUGGGUCCAGGUGCCAUCACCGCCAUCGUCAUCGCCGUGUUCCUGGGAGCAUCUGUGCUUCUCGCGCUCAUCGUCAUUAUGCUCAGGAAGUUCUCCAGUGCCUAAGAGUCCCUCCCCCAUCACUGCCCCAAGAACUCCAACCCAUCAGCCCUCGGCCUUCCACUCACACACACACACACACACACACACACACACGCACACACACACACACACACACACGCUGCACACAAGCUCACACAGAUCACUUGGGAAAGAACAUGAACAAGACCUCACUUGGCCCUCCUGAUUGCAUGACCAUUUAGACUUGAGCCAGUUGGAGGAGGAGGAGGAGGAGGAGGAGGAGUCAUUGGAUUGGGUCAUCGGGUCAGGACCACACCUGGCUGGCCGACAGGAGUGUCCGUCAAUUCUGAGACUUGUGACGUCCGCUGGCGAUGUUGGAAUGAGUGGGAGAAGUCUUCAUGAGCAUGCUCUCUUAACCCCACAAUGUCCUGCCACGACCAAUCAGGCCCAUGGUUCACAAGGGAGCCAUUCGGGAGCAGGGUCAAAUUUAGUUGCAUUCAGUGUUAAGCCUGUUAACUCAUUGCAACUUGCAGCUAAAGUUAACAUGUCAUCACAUGUGUCUCAAGUUGGAUAUUUUGAAUGCCAGCCUUGUUUAUUUUUGUAUUGGGGAAAGCUAAAGCAGCUGAGCGUGCGUGUCUUCUUGUGCAUGUAUAUCGAUGGGUGAAUGGGUUUAUGUGUCUGAGAUGGUGGGAUCCUUGCUAGCCUUAGCCUUUUGUACUUUCCUUUCAUGAAUUAUGCCAGUGUAUUAGGUUUGAUUUUGGAUUAAAUGUGAAACAUGAGCACAUUUACCUUCAUUUACCUGCUAACCAUGCAAAUAUUCAGAUCUUUAGAAAUUUACUAAUAAGUGAGAGAGCCUGAGAUAUUUUAGUUGUUUAGCCGUUGAGUAUUGCACUUGAGGUAAGAUUUGGGUAAGUCUUUAGUACACAAUCAUGUCUCUGUUAUAUCUUAAUAUUACAUAAGAUCAAUGUUUGUGCUCUCUUUCAGUAAUUAAUGUGUUCAUACCAAUCACCUCUUAGUAAUCCAAGAAGAGACAUUCUAAAAUAUUUUGAACAAAUUAUUAAUAUUAAUAUGCAUAUAGGUAAAUUGAAGUUUUCUUGGAGGAAAUUGUAGGUCAACGCAAAAUUAUUUGGCAGAAUGUUUAAGUAAGUAUUAAGACAUUAAAUAAGUAUUAAGACACAAAAAAAGUGUUUAGAAAUGCUUGGUUUGGAAUCGAUCUUCAGUAGUUCUGUGCCUGGGUGAUAUUUUGUAUCAAGUAUUUUACUACAUGUUAUAACAAGCUUAGUGAUGUUUGAUCAUUAUGACUGUUAAUAAUUUAGAAAAACUAAAGUAUAAAUAAAAGUGUACAGGUUUUUCUUUAGUGAAGUAGAAAUUCUAAUAUGUUCUAACAUUUAGUGAUACAUAGAAGGUCUUUUAAUACACGUGAUAUAAUAAUUAAUAUUGAUAAGUUUUCAAUUAAUGUAACAUGCGGUAUGACAGUACUGUUUUUUGGUUAAACUUUCAUAAUUAUUUUAAGAACUUAAAUGCAAGUUAGCUCUUAUAAGGUUAACAGGAAAAUGCCCUUCAUAUCUUGUCUUUUUAUGUGCAGUAUGUUUAGUCAAAUUUCAUGAGUUUAAGUUUAAGUAUCUGUGUGUAUUUGUAUGUGAGUGCAUGCCUGUGUAGGUGGGCAUGUGUGUGUUUGCCUCUGAUAUAUACGUAUCUGAACUUCCUGUGAGCUGGUCACUCACAACAGUUUCACAACAGAGUACAGUUUUGCUGUACUCUAGCUACAUUAUUUUAAAAGCCUUGUGAAUUGAGUCAUGUUAUAUAUUUUUUUCCAUUAGCAAUAAAUAACUUUUCAACAAAAUAAAGAACAGUGAGAAACUGAGCCAAAUGUUAUUUCCCACUGAGAGCAAUUUGAUAAUGUGCAUGUUUAGCCACCAAAAGGAACUCUUAAUCAGCAUUAGCAUUCUGGAAUGUUCAGACUUAAUGUUCUCAGAGUGUGAUUGACUGGUCCCUGCAGAAAAGUAUCAACAGAGAUUCUGAAUCGUAUCCAGAAUUGUUAUGCCCCACACAAGUUAAAGGGGCCAGUAUGUGUCCUGAUUGUCCUUCUGUGUUUUCAUUCUGGUUCCAUGUAGCGUCCAGACUAUGGCAUGAAUAGCUUAUGCCCUGUUCAUCCAUAGAUUCCUAAUAAACUGCACAAAUUCUUUCCCCAA